AUGCUUACAUCAACUUAUGUCAACCUCAAAUCCUUCUUUUACCCCAUAGGCAACACAUCGGCUGCCAACCUGUUACGUGAUUAUCGUCCAUGUGGCAAGAAACCAGUGGAGAUUCUCGCAAUUGGAUGCGGCGAUGUUCGGAACAUCCUGUUUACCCUCUGGUCCAACCCAGACUCGCGUAAGAUUGGAUGCAACUUCACUGUGUGCGAUUUGGAUCCUGCUGUUCUAGCCAGAAACAUCUUCCUCCUCUCGAUUGUCCACCAACAUGCCUCUGAGAUAGCUGCUGGAGAGAGUAAGAGCCUGCUUCUCCGCCUCUGGCGCCUCUACUACCAUUUCUAUGUCACGACUGAGGAUCUGGCCUUCGCUCAGGACCAUGCGGAAAUGCUCCACGCCGCUUCCGAAAGCUUGUCAACAUGGAAGGAAUCGCCAAUCGGACAAUUGCUGCAGUUCUCUACCGAGGCCUCCCUGUCCGAAGUGCGCCGUAUCUGGUAUUUGCACGCUCAAGACAGAACAACUCAGGAAGAUGCUCAAACCAGAAAAGUUAUCAAAUCGAUGUACGAUGUUAAGUCCAACACAAAAGACGGUCCGAUCACUAUAAUACACGGUACACGCUCUGCUGGUACUCACGGUCUGAUGGCAGCCCCGCCUCUCAACGUCGCCUUCCAUGACUUCUGGAAGACUGGUGUCGUGGCAGGCAACAACGAAGAUGUCUCUGCACUCGGUCGAGAUGGCGGUGGCAGAGUCAAUCCACUGAUGUCUGUCUCGCCCAUCGCCUCCAAAAAUUUCGAUGUGCACUAUGGCUCCGAUCCUCUGAUUGGCUUCCAUCUAGCCGAGGCUUUCGAUUUGUCUACUGCAGCCAACGCGGAGUCACUUGCACGCCUGGGCUCCUCUACUCUACCUUCGUUCACACACCACUACACUAGACCUUGGAGCGCUGUUCGCCUCAACUUACCAUCGACGCUAGCCACCAAAUUCGACGUCAUCGACAUAUCCAAUGUCAUUGAUCACGUUAGCCUUCUGAACAUCAUGCCGGCCACAGUUCCACUUCUGUCCAAUGCUUCUGCUUCUGUCUUGUACACAGAGUCCCUUCUUCAAGGCGGCAAGGAGCCAGAGAAGCUUCUGGCCACGCUGCUGCAUUCGGAUGUCUCAACAUCCUCUCUUCUCUUUUGCAUCGCUCCUGUCGGACAUCUUCUGGGAACCACAACAGACUCCUCUCACAUCGAGCAGUUGCUCGAAGUGUCUAGCCGCUCCCACGAGGAGGGCAGACAGAGGCAGUUCCGUGUGCGAAUCUUGUGGAGACUGGCUACACAAGGCGAUUGUUUUGUGACUUCUUCCACAUCAUUUCACGCCUGUCGUCUACAGAUGGAUCCUCAGGAGCUCGCUUCGUUCUUCAUGCAGACGUACCUAGCCAUGUUUCGAGAAGCAGAGGAUAUCGGCAUCCGUUUAAAAGUGAUGAGACGCAAGUUGACGACGCCUCUCCUGGGCGACAUUGGCUUCUACUCGCGUGUGUCAUUGGUCACGUUGUUGUCAACUGCUAGGCGGACGUUCUCUACAGAUUGGAAGACAUGUAUCAGUGCACUACUAAAUAUGAUUGAGACCGAUCGCUCGCUCAUAGUGAGCUCCAACAGUCUUCAAGAACUCUACUUGCAUCUCCAUGCUGCUGGUCUGUUCAGUGUGGAAACCUUGGAAGAAGAUCCAAGAGCUCGUCCGAAUCCUUGGGGCAAAAUGCGACCUCCCGGUGAGUCUGGGUUGCUCGGAAGGCACAGUGUACCACCGAUCGUACACGUUGCCCUCAUUGUGUCCAGACGCAGUCUCAGUGUCUUCACCGAUCAGGCUGUCGACAGAGUAGGUACGCCAGGACUUCGACUGUCCGUGCACAACGGAAUGAAGUUCGAAAAUUGUUUCUUUGCCAUCGACACUUUCUUUGGCAGCUUUGAGAGAGGCUCUGAUGACGGUGGGUCCCGGAUCAUCGAGGACCAUGCAGGUUGGACAGGCGAUGCUGAUCUCAUCGUGACUUGUGCUGUUCCCACCUGGCCUCUAUUGCUGGAUCGCAGACAAGACCUCAACGUCUCGCUUGUCGUCAACACCUCGCCCGCCACUGCGCAAUACACCCAAAAGCUUGGCUUCACCAUGAGGGUGUUCACUGCGAAUCUAGACAGUAAACGAGUCCGAAUUCUUGUUCAGCCACCUAGUACAGAGUCUGGAGCAGUCUUUGACAUCAGACCAGCCUCUGCUGUGGCUUUCACUACGCCAGACUCCGCUACUGUGAGCCUCCAGACCGAUGGGACUGUGCAGUCGAUCAGAGUCACCAGAUCCUUCGCAACCGACUCGGAAGAAAGCAAAACUCUGAAGAGCGGUGGCGCGGUCGAAGUUUCACAGAUCUCGCCGUGUGCACUUGACGUCUCCAUAGGCGAUCUGCACAAUUCAAGCAGAUUUGUCUUCUCUUUCCCUAUCAAUGGAGCUGCCCGCAAGGUAAAGAUUGCUCGCAAGUCUUCUUGGAUCGAGGUUCAGGCACCCAUAUCUACCGCGCUUCAAUUAGGUGGUCACGGCCUCAACCCUUUCCCAGUGAUUGAAAGUGGUGAGACUAUGCUAGCUUGGGCCACUAGUCAAGAUCUCGAAGUCAACUUCAAGAAUUCUUACGCCUCUCGCCGCAAUGGCUUUCAGCGAGCGAUAACGCACUCGAGUCAAGACCAACCAAGGCCCCAGUACCAUGCCAUCAAUGAUUCAGCUCAAAGAAGUAAUUCGCCAAUUGUUUCUCGCAUCCAGUGGCCUGCACCCCGAUUCCCUGGGUCAAAAGAUCCAGCUCUUCAUCACACUGGCUCCGUCUUCCUAGACGCGUUCUUCAUGCCCGCCAGCCUCGAAUUGAUCACACAAAGAUCAUUCGCGAAAAUGAUGGGUUCCAACAGCGACAACAAGAGCUUGGUCAUUGGAGCCAGUAAGGAAGAUGCGCAGCUCUGGCACCAUCUCAUCCCUUCCCUCGCCGAAUGCUGUCGCUCCUGGGAGCACACCUCCACCUGCCUAUACAAGAUAUCUUCCACCAGACCUUUUGCAGAAUUCACAUGCGGCUGCGGCAUGGGCAAGGAUAUUGCAAAGCUGCCCCAUGGCUUCAAAGACGUUGCUGCGUUUGCUACUCGUGUUGCCAUUCCUUUCAUCUCUGCUGUUCCGUAUGUAGAGUCCAUACGUGACGAAGAGGUUAUGAAUGCUUUUGCUGAGCUUGGCUUGGAGAACAAGAAAUCGGACGCUUGCGGCAGUUGUGGAGACGUCAAGGCCGGAAUGAAGGUUUGUGGUAGGUGUGAGAAGGUCAAGUACUGUAACCACGCUUGUCAGAAGGCUGCUUGGAAGGUGCACAAGAAGGAGUGCAAGCGUUGA
This is a messenger RNA of Aureobasidium subglaciale EXF-2481, 3369 nucleotides long. RefSeq lists its product as uncharacterized. Gene Ontology annotation, cellular component: nucleus. The coding region runs from base 1 to 3369 and encodes 1122 amino acids. Lineage: Eukaryota; Fungi; Ascomycota; Dothideomycetes; Dothideales; Saccotheciaceae. Gene Ontology annotation, molecular function: DNA-binding transcription factor activity, RNA polymerase II-specific. The record is from RefSeq and is a predicted model, not a curated record. The transcript is spliced from 5 exons. Gene Ontology annotation, biological process: regulation of transcription by RNA polymerase II.